Dipodomys spectabilis (banner-tailed kangaroo rat) is the source of this 1021-nucleotide messenger RNA. RefSeq names its product RNA polymerase III subunit F (gene Polr3f). The transcript is spliced from 9 exons. Gene Ontology annotation, cellular component: RNA polymerase III complex. NCBI's taxonomy places the organism in Eukaryota, Metazoa, Chordata, Mammalia, Rodentia, Heteromyidae. Gene Ontology annotation, biological process: transcription by RNA polymerase III. The record is from RefSeq and is a predicted model, not a curated record. Bases 66 to 1016 code for a protein of 316 amino acids.
UGUAGUUUGUGGCCUCCCGUGGUUCCGGGGUUAGUUUCUUCCUUCAGAUCCGGGAACUGAGCGCUAUGGCUGAGGUGAAGGUGAAGGUGCAGCCCCCUGACGCCGAUCCGGUCGAAAUUGAAAACAGAAUUAUAGAAUUAUGCCACCAGUUCCCACAUGGAAUCACAGAUCAAGUAAUUCAGAAUGAAAUGCCUCAUAUAGAAGCCCAACAACGGGCAGUGGCCAUCAAUAGACUGUUGUCUAUGGGUCAAUUGGAUCUCUUAAGGAGUAAUACUGGUCUUUUAUAUAGAAUAAAGGACUCUCAGAAUGCUGGGAAAAUGAAGGGAUCAGAUAACCAAGAAAAACUAGUAUAUCAAAUCAUAGAAGAUGCAGGAAAUAAAGGAAUAUGGAGCAGAGAUAUUCGAUACAAAAGCAACUUGCCAUUAACAGAAAUCAACAAAAUUCUAAAGAAUUUGGAAAGUAAAAAGCUUAUCAAAGCUGUUAAGUCUGUAGCAGCCUCCAAAAAGAAAGUAUAUAUGCUGUACAACCUGCAGCCAGAUCGGUCUGUGACUGGUGGUGCCUGGUACAGUGACCAGGAUUUUGAAUCUGAAUUUGUAGAGGUGCUUAACCAACAGUGUUUCAAAUUUCUACAAUCCAAGGCAGAAACAGCACGAGAAAGUAAGCAGAAUCCAAUGAUACAAAGAAAUAGCUCAUUUGCUUCCUCCCAUGAAGUGUGGAAAUAUAUCUGUGAAUUAGGGAUCAGUAAGGUAGAGUUGUCCAUGGAGGACAUUGAAACCAUCCUGAAUACACUCAUUUAUGAUGGGAAAGUGGAGAUGACUAUCAUUGCUGCAAAAGAAGGCACAGUUGGCAGUGUAGAUGGACACAUGAAACUGUACAGGGCCGUCAAUCCAAUCCUCCUACCUACGGGUUUGGUCCGGGCACCCUGUGGUCUCUGCCCGGUUUUUGAUGACUGCCAUGAAGGUGGUGAGAUUUCACCAUCUAAUUGUAUUUAUAUGACAGAAUGGCUUGAAUUUUAAUAUUU